CACAUCUGCGAACUAAAUUUCGUAUCUCAGUAUUUUUCUUUAAAAAUCCUUAUGUAUACGAAUAUUCUUCACAUAAAACUAAGCUCCUCAAACCGUAGUAAAGUUACCACGUCAUGUGAAUGCUUGUGUUAUCGAUAAAUUUUAUAGUUAAAUGUCGAGAAUGAAGAAGUUAACUGGUUCUUUCCGCUAUACGCAAUGGGACCCGUGCCUCAUCGUGUCGCAGAUAGUGGCCAUUCAGUCCGUGCUGUACCUGACCCUGAGCCUGCUCAUGGCUAUCAUGCAGGAUCUGACUGGAUCGACGAGGACUUUGGAUCAUAUCUUCGAAUAUCAUGAGCUGCAUGUCCGAGACAGCGAGGGCCGCUCGGUGAUCAUAGCGUUUGUAAUAAAUGCCAUAUUUGGUGCGAUUGCACUGUGGCUCCUCGUCGGGAGGACUAAGCUGUGCCUAGACUUCAGCUGCACAUACCACUUCAUCCACCUGUUUAUCUGCUGGUGCUACAACGGAGCCUUCCCGGUGACAUUCUCCUGGUGGAUCCUGAAUGUAGUCUGCGCGGCCGUCACCUGCGUGACCGGGGAGUUUCUGUGUCUCCGGACAGAGCUCCAGGCCAUACCGCUCAGCAUGGGCGCUAAGGUGGACUUAUGAGU
Cydia amplana is the source of this 642-nucleotide messenger RNA. It is a transcript of the gene Sys1, whose product is annotated as protein SYS1 homolog. The transcript has 3 exons. Gene Ontology annotation, cellular component: Golgi membrane; trans-Golgi network. Lineage: Eukaryota; Metazoa; Arthropoda; Insecta; Lepidoptera; Tortricidae. Bases 152 to 640 code for a protein of 162 amino acids. The record is from RefSeq and is a predicted model, not a curated record. Gene Ontology annotation, biological process: Golgi to plasma membrane protein transport; protein localization to Golgi apparatus; Golgi to endosome transport.